GCUCCAACGCUUCUGCCACCGCCGACCACGGCCCUGCGCCCCAGCCAGGCCUGAGGACAUGAGGCGGCCCGCGGCGGUGCCGCUCCUGCUGCUGCUGUGUUUUGGGUCUCAGGGGGUCAAGGCAGCAACAGCCUGUGGGCGCCACAGGAUGUUGAACCGAAUGGUGGGCGGGCAGGACGCGCAGGAGGGCGAGUGGCCCUGGCAAGUCAGCAUCCAGCGCAACGGAAGCCACUUCUGCGGGGGCAGCCUCAUCGCGGAGCGGUGGGUCCUGACGGCCGCACACUGCUUCCCCAACACCUCUGAGACGUCCCUGUACGAGGUCCUGCUGGGGGCAAGGCAGCUAGUGCAGCCGGGGCCACACGCUGUGUAUGCCCGGGUGAGGCGGGUGGAGAGUAACCCCCUGUACCAGGGCAUGGCCUCCAGCGCCGACGUGGCCCUGGUGGAGCUGGAGGCACCAGUGCCCUUCACCAAUUACGUCCUCCCCGUGUGCCUGCCUGACCCCUCGGUGAUCUUUGAGACGGGCAUGAACUGCUGGGUCACUGGCUGGGGCAGCCCCAGUGAGCAAGACCUCCUGCCCAAACCGCGGAUCCUGCAGAAACUCGCUGUGCCCAUCAUCGACACGCCCAAGUGCAACCUGCUUUACAGCAAAGACACCGACUUCGGCUACCAACCCAAAACCAUCAAGAAUGACAUGCUGUGCGCCGGCUUCGAAGAGGGCAAGAAGGACGCCUGCAAGGGCGACUCGGGCGGCCCCCUGGUGUGCCUCGUGGGUCAGUCGUGGCUGCAGGCCGGGGUGAUCAGCUGGGGUGAGGGCUGCGCCCGCCAGAACCGCCCAGGUGUCUACAUCCGUGUCACCGCCCACCACAACUGGAUCCAUCGGAUCCUCCCCAAACUGCAGUUCCAGCCAGCGAGGUCGGGCGGCCAGAAGCGGGACACCCGGGGCCAGGAGACCCUUGAGCAGAGCUCUGCACCCAGCCUGGCUGCCCACACCAUCCUGUUGGUCCUCCCAGCGCUGCUGUUGCACCUGUGAGCCCCAUCAGACUCCUUUGUAAAUAGCGCUCCUUCCUCCUCUCUCAAAUACCGUUAUUUUAUUUAUGCUUCUUCCAAUAAAAACCCAGCCUGUGUGCCAGCUG
This is a messenger RNA of Nomascus leucogenys (northern white-cheeked gibbon), 1133 nucleotides long. It is a transcript of the gene PRSS27, whose product is annotated as serine protease 27. NCBI's taxonomy places the organism in Eukaryota, Metazoa, Chordata, Mammalia, Primates, Hylobatidae. The record is from RefSeq and is a predicted model, not a curated record. Gene Ontology annotation, molecular function: serine-type endopeptidase activity. Gene Ontology annotation, biological process: proteolysis.